AGUUGGAGAACUGGCAGUCUGUAGUAAGUCUGUUGCCACGAUGGGUGCAGUACCGUGCUGUCUCUUUUUGAUAGUCAUCUUCUUCGGGACUAGGAUUCAAGAAAAUGGUGCCCUCCAGUGCUACUGUGAGCGCUGCUCAAACUCGUCCUGCACCACCGCGGAAGACGGCGUGUGCUUCGUGUCGUUCACCACCAAGCCCGGGGGCCGGCCCAUCAUGCACCAGAGCAUGUGUGUCCAUGGCAACGAGCUGAUCCCGCGGGACCGGCCCUUCAUCUGCGCCUCCUCCUCCAGGGACUACGAGGGGGUCUUCUGCUGCGACAAGGACUGGUGCAACAAGAACCCCGACCUCAGCGCCUUCCCAGUGCCGACGGCGAAGACUCCGUCCCUGGGCCCGGUGGCGCUAGCGGCCGUCAUCGCGGGGCCCGUGUGCGUGCUGUGCUUCGUGCUGGUGCUGGUGUUCUACGUGUGCCACAGCCGGCUGGGGCUCCACCAACGCGUCCCCAGCGAGGAAGACCCCUCCAUAGACCACCCCUUCAUCACCGUGGGCACCACCCUCAAAGACCUCAUCUACGACAUGACCACCUCCGGCUCCGGCUCAGGGCUCCCCCUGCUGGUGCAGAGGACCAUCGCCAGGACCAUCAUCCUGCAGGAGAGCAUCGGGAAGGGCCGCUUCGGCGAGGUGUGGCGGGGCAAGUGGCGGGGCGAGGAGGUGGCCGUGAAGAUCUUCUCGUCGCGGGAGGAGCGCUCAUGGUUCCGCGAGGCGGAGAUCUACCAGACCGUCAUGCUGCGCCACGAGAACAUCCUGGGCUUCAUCGCCGCCGACAACAAAGAUAACGGCACGUGGACCCAGCUGUGGCUGGUGUCGGACUACCACGAGCACGGCUCUCUGUUUGACUACCUGAACCGCUACACGGUGACGGUGGAAGGCAUGAUCAAGCUGUCUCUGUCCACCGCCAGCGGCCUGGCGCACCUGCACAUGGAGAUCGUCGGCACGCAAGGUAAGCCAGCGAUCGCCCACAGAGACCUGAAGUCCAAGAACAUUCUGGUCAAGAAGAACGGGACCUGCUGCAUCGCUGACCUGGGAUUGGCUGUCCGUCACGACUCCGCCACCGACACCAUUGACAUCGCACCCAAUCACCGAGUGGGAACCAAAAGGUACAUGGCCCCAGAAGUCCUGGAUGACUCAAUAAACAUGAAGCAUUUCGAGUCCUUCAAGAGGGCCGACAUCUACGCCAUGGGCCUGGUGUUCUGGGAGAUCGCCAGCAGGUGCUCAAUCGGAGGCAUCUAUGAAGACUACCAGCUGCCCUACCAUGACCUGGUACAGUCCGAUCCUUCAGUGGAGGAGAUGAGAAAGGUGGUGUGUGAGCAGAAACUCCGGCCCAACAUUCCCAACCGGUGGCAGAGCUGCGAGGCGCUGCGUGUCAUGGCCAAGAUCAUGAGGGAGUGCUGGUACGCCAACGGCGCGGCGCGCCUCACGGCGCUACGCAUCAAGAAGACGCUGUCGCAGCUCAGCCAACAGGAGGGCAUCAAGAUGUAGGCCCCGCCCACGCCGCCGCCCUCACCCCGUCCUCCUGUCCACAACACCCCCACCACCGCCAUUGACAUCAUCUACCCUGUCGCCGUUGGCGAUCGUUCCUCCUCCGCGACGGGAAGCGGCCGGAGGGGACUGUUCCCGACCUCCGACCUCCCCCCCUUCUCCCUCCUCCUCCUCUGUCCGUCAGCGCGCCCAUCCAUCCAUCCUCACUCGUUUGGGGGGUCUAUGUUUGUGUGGAGGGAUACGGGUAGUGCUGUGUCAAGGUGGCGGAUGGAUCUGUGGAGGGUUAUCAAUCGGGUGGAGGGGGUGUGUGGGUGUUGGGGUUGGGGGGGGGGGGGGUCGGAGGGGUCUGUAGAUAUUUGCCCAAUCCCCAUCCCUAUGCCAGUAAAGCCCUUUCCCAACCUUACGCGACCCCCCCCACCCCUCUCAACUCUCUCCCCCAAACGAUUGUACAAUUGGUGGGUUCCUGUUUCCUGUUCUACCUAAAGACCUGUCAGAUGGUCACAGACUAGUGGUCCUGCCCUGGUUCACACACACACCACACACACACACCACCCCAACUGACACACGCACUUAGGUUGCUUUUUCAGUUGUCGUCAUCAACAUCCUCAUGGCCUGCAUUCUAAACCGGGGCUAGGGUUCCAUUCCUGGAGGUGGUUGGGAUUCCAGCCUGCCCUGGAAGAGACGGGAGCAAAUGUGGUCAGGUGGUCCACGCUGGCUCCUCCCACCACUCCAGACUCCUCCUCUGUCGAGCCGUUUGGGUUUGACCUCAGUGGUACUCAGCAGGUCAACUCUCCACUAUCUGGAACGUUUUGCACCUUUAUGUUGUUGAUUUCUUCGACCCAGUGGACGGCAGGACUUGGACAGGUCAGCUUAACUUAUUGGUUUAGAGUCGCCUCGUGUUUUCUGUGUUUUUGUUCCUCAAACGAAACUGGACACGACCUCAUUCAGUCAUUGCGAACUUGCUAUGACAUAUGCAAUAUAGAUCAUGUAUCUAUUUUACAAAUGGGUUCUCUGCUUCUACAUCAACAACAACAACGACGUCGACCGUGACGACAGCAGCAAACAACCGCCGCCAUGCCUUCCCAGCCAGCCGUUACCGGAAAGUGCCACUGCUUCAACCCUGCGUCCCUCUCAUGUCGGCCGCUGUGGGCGAGAGAGAGAGUGUGUGUGUGUGUCUGCGCUCAAAGUGCAGGCCUCAGAGUUUUUUCGAGAAAGUCACCGAGGAGCAGCUUUCCACACCACGCAGGGACUCCCCGCGCCACUGAGCACGCUCAGAGGCCGAAACACUCAGCCGACAAACUGGUGCCAUGACGACUCGCCACACGCCACCUCAUCAAUACAGCAGGGAGAGGCGCCUCUCUCACUCCCAGUCUGCUCUCUCUCUCGGGGGUUCCAGAGAGAGAGCGAGACAGGCUGGAAACUGGACACCAGAUGUGUAGACUUGAUGACAAGGUCACCCCUGCAAAGGUGACUUCGGUCAAAAAGGGGGGGGGGACACGAACACGCAAGCAUUAAUGGAGUCUCCCUCAGUUUGUGCAUCGUUGGAUUAUCCUUUGUUCCAUUUCCUUAAACUGUGCUACUGUAGCAUAUGUUGUUUUGUUUUUUUAUCUCAGAAGAAAGGAGAAAAAAAAGUGAAACGGUACAUUCAUAUGUGUAAAUAUAGCAAAUGAAUAUUUACCAAGCCAUAGGUUUUCCAACAUUUUUUGUGGCAACUUUUUCUACAACUAAAAGAAAAUACUGAAACUGUAAUAUAAAAACCAAGCUUGUCAUUUCAGCUUUUCAGGCCUUAAGGGACCAAUUAAAGGCGUGGGGGGUUUUGCUUUUGUAAAAAGUCAGAUUAUAAAUGAUCACUUAAGUAAACUAAAGUUGUUCUAUAUAAAGAGGAAACAUUUUUUAUCACAUUUAA
Messenger RNA from Hypomesus transpacificus, 3443 nucleotides. It is a transcript of the gene tgfbr1b, whose product is annotated as transforming growth factor, beta receptor 1 b. Lineage: Eukaryota; Metazoa; Chordata; Actinopteri; Osmeriformes; Osmeridae. Bases 41 to 1537 code for a protein of 498 amino acids. The transcript has 9 exons. The record is from RefSeq and is a predicted model, not a curated record. Gene Ontology annotation, biological process: activin receptor signaling pathway; transforming growth factor beta receptor signaling pathway; heart development. Gene Ontology annotation, molecular function: ATP binding; activin receptor activity, type I; transforming growth factor beta receptor activity, type I. Gene Ontology annotation, cellular component: activin receptor complex; plasma membrane.